GAAUUAUUUGCUCCAUCCUUUUGAAGCUGAGUAAUUGGACUCAUCGAAUUUUCAUUCCCAGCUUUGAAUGCCGGUCUCCAGAGGUCUGUAUUAUGACCGUUUCUGUAUGCACAGUUUUAUUUUUGGUAAUGAACUUCAAAGACGGUUCUUCCUCCUCGAUCUUCUCAAACCAGCCCCGCAGGAUGUCCGGGUUUGCUGGGGCGAUCCUCCUCCAUCAUCCAUCCAGACGUGAUACCGAGUCUGAGGACAUGGUCACUGUGGAUAGUCUUCGCGAGACCGGGAUAAGGCAAUCGCAACAUUGUCGUGUCAAGAUCAGAUUAUCUCUGACGAUACAUAAGCCGAUAUGGAGUAACUGCAAGCGAAGGGGAAGCCCCGACGGUGUAUGAAACAGCCUAAGUGAAUAAACGAUGCUAUAUGGCGCAUAUCAGACUCUCGCCCCUAUGCCCAAGCACGCCAGGUCAGAAAUUCGUGGACUUGGCCAGGUUUGCUCGCUCAGAUGUAGCGAAACAU
Molecule: messenger RNA, 510 nt
Organism: Aspergillus novofumigatus IBT 16806
Lineage: Eukaryota; Fungi; Ascomycota; Eurotiomycetes; Eurotiales; Aspergillaceae
Exons: 2
Coding region: 93-386 (97 amino acids)
Source: RefSeq, a predicted model, not a curated record